GUCAAAAAAUACUACACACCACAGUGUUGUGAGGAGACCUGAAAAGUGGCACAUGGCAGAGUGUGGCCGAUGGAGACAGCAGCAAUGGGUAGGCAGUACAUGGGACCCAUGAGAGACUCUGGACCUGGCAGCAGCAUGAGGAGGCGGGUAUAUAGGGUGACUAUGGCAGAUUAUGGGGCCUGGCAGCAUGCAAUGGGAAGGCCCGUAAUUCUGCCAGCACCCUAUGUCAAAUAAUUUCUCACACACCAGCUGUGUGUGAGGGAGGACCUGAAGAGUGGCACAUGGCAGAGUGUGGCGAUGGAGAUGGAGACAGCAGCAAUGGGAGGCCCCCGUACAGGGACCCAUGAGAAGACUUCUGGACAUCGGGCAGAGCAGCAUGA
Staurois parvus is the source of this 380-nucleotide messenger RNA. The record is from the annotation of a GenBank genome assembly. NCBI's taxonomy places the organism in Eukaryota, Metazoa, Chordata, Amphibia, Anura, Ranidae.